Messenger RNA from Lachancea mirantina, 885 nucleotides. The record is from the annotation of a GenBank genome assembly. NCBI's taxonomy places the organism in Eukaryota, Fungi, Ascomycota, Saccharomycetes, Saccharomycetales, Saccharomycetaceae.
AUGUCAAAAACGCAUCUUAUCAUAGUCCCAUGCCAUUCAAUCUGGAAAGCAGAUGAAGAUGAUGAGCAAGAGAAUUUUGGUCAGAAUCCUGAACAUUGGCUGUUGGCGCCUUUCCAAUACGAGGGGAAUGAUCACUUGUCAUUCAUGAUGCAUUCUUUUUUGGCAAUUGAGAAACUGGUGCAAAACUUGGCGAAUUCAGUUCUACUUUAUAGUGGGUCUCGAACAAAGCUGGCUGCUAAGGAUCUUUCAGAAGCUCGCAGUUACUACAUGCUUUCUCAAAAAUUGUUACGGGCAAUUGAGUGCGGGGACACAUUACCGGAAGCACUUUCAAAACACAAACAUUUGAUGCAGGUUUGUACAAAUAUUUUACAAAUUUUGAGUCAGAAGAGGCUCUCGGUUGAAGCACUAUUUGAUCUUUCUGUUGAGGUUGAGGAAUUUGCGCUAGAUUCCUUCGACAACCUUUUGUAUUCUAUCGCCAAAUUUAACGAAAUGACGGGUUUAUAUCCCAGCGAAUUAACAAUUGUGGGAUUUGGUUUCAAGCAGAGCAGGUUUAUUGACUAUCAUGCAGCAGCUAUAGAUUUCCCCUCGCAAAGCAUAAACUAUAUUUCUUUCGAACCUCAGCCGAGCUACGUUGAAGCAGAAAGACUUCUCCAAUAUUAUACAGGCUUGGCAGCUCAAGAGAAAAAAAACGCACUUGACCUUUUCAAAGAUGACUGGUAUGGAACUAGAGCCGUUCUUGCCAACAAAAAACUAAGUCGGAACCCAUUUGGACUUAUAGCAUCGUAUAACUUACCUUUUGAACUCGAAUCACCGAUAGAAUCUGACGAGCAAUUCUUUCAGAAAAACGUUUGCGGAAUAAUGCCUUGGUCACCUCGGAUUUUGUGA